AUGAACGAUUUGCAAAAUCAACAUGAUGAUGUUUUGGUUGAAGAUGAUAAUGAAAUUGUUACCGAGUUCGCGAACUUAGUGGAAGGCGAAACAUCAGUGGAAGAUGAUGUAAAUGCGCCUGAGGUGGGUAUGAUAUUUAAAGAUGAAAAGGAUAUGUGUGACUUCUACAGAAAGUAUGCUUAUGCCAUUUGUUUUCCGGUUAAGAAACGAAAUUUGAAAAAGGGGAAUGAUGGAGUUUUGAGAUAUAGAAUUAAUGCGGUCCAUCUCGAGCACAAUCAUGAAACAGUUCCAUCGAAGUUCAGGUUGUUCCGAUGCAAUCGAUACUUGAGUGCAAAUGUGAAACGGAAGCUUCAAGUGAAUGAUUUGGCAGGAAUUCCAUUGCAUAAAAGUUAUAAUUCUGCAGUUGUAGAAGCAGGAGGAUAUGAGAACAUGACUUGCAUUGAGAAAGACCGUCAGAACUAUGUAGAACAAGUGAGGCGAUUAAGACUUGGAGAGGGAGAUGAUGUGGCAAUACAAUCAUAUUUUUCAAAAAUGCAAUCACAGUGUUCAGGAUUUUUCUUUAGUAUAGAUUUGGAUAUCGAGUCGCGACUUAGAAAUGUGUUCUGGGCAGAUAACCGAUGUAGGCAGACAUACAGAGAGUUCGACGAUGUGGUCACUUUUUGA
Olea europaea var. sylvestris is the source of this 663-nucleotide messenger RNA. Its product is annotated as protein FAR-RED IMPAIRED RESPONSE 1-like. The transcript has 2 exons. NCBI's taxonomy places the organism in Eukaryota, Viridiplantae, Streptophyta, Magnoliopsida, Lamiales, Oleaceae. The record is from RefSeq and is a predicted model, not a curated record. Bases 1 to 663 code for a protein of 220 amino acids.